AUCGCGUCGAUUCUCGUGUGGUCCUGGGUGUGACGUCUUUCCCCGGUGGUUCUUUAAAUCUGCAUUUUAGUCUUUAAUCUGCGGAUUCCAUACAGAGAUGGGUAUCCCGUGAGUUCGUCCCAGUUUUUCCCCUAAGGCGUUUUGUCUGCGUCGCCUCGGCAUUAUACGCGCUCCCUCGCACCGCAUAGCGCACGGAACAGCUGUCAUGACUGAUAUCUCUACAGUAUGUACCGUGAGCCCUCUUCUGCCGAGGCCACUAAAACUAGUCCUGUCAAGGAUCCCAGUGCAUUUGCACGUUCUGCGAUCCGUCGCCAGGCCAAUGUUCGCCGUCCCUCACGCUACGGUGGUUCCGCUUUUCGGAGCGCAACUUUGCGCUCACCUUUCCCUCGUCCGCUCGUAGAUGAGAUUGAUCGCGAGUCGAAUGGCUUGCCGCGCCACGUACAUCCUCCUAUUCAAAAUCCCGCCCUUGGUGGGGAUCCUUUUGAUCUGACCAGUAGCCUGUCAGAUUCCAGUCGGCGGGAGGCUGGUCAGCGGUUACUGCACGAUGCCCUCCGUCACAGUCGUCCCGGUCAACGUUUGAGAAUACCGCGGCCCUCGGCGCUACCCAACCUAUCUUCGCAUUCCUCGUCUGCGAGCGAUACAAAUAAUCGAUCGGAUUUCCAGGACCCCCCUCAUUUCACGCCACGAUUCGCUCCCGCCAUCGCCUAUCACAGAGCCUUAACACCAUUGGGGAAUCCGGAAAUUUUUCGCUUUUCGUCUCUGCCUCGACCAGAGGCCCCUGGAGACCUUUCGACGAUUCCCUUGCUACGUCGCGUUGGCCAGCGCUCUAUCAACGAAGCGAACCUCGCGGGCCGCGAAGUACCGGUAGAUGGGUUGGGCGAUCGCCAACGAAGCGUGAGCCUGGAUGACGAUCAGGCAAAUGAUGCCUGGGAAACACUCCUAACUACCAUAACCCCGGACACCAAUCUCCCGAGUGCGGAUUCCUCCUUCACUUCCGCCUCUGCUUCUGGGACAAAUGGGUCACACAGUGGGACAUUGAGAACCUCUGCAUCGUCGCUCGAAGCCCUUCAGAAUUCCAUACAAAGUAAUGCUGCCGCGGUGCAAAUGAUUCUUGAUCCUUAUCCAGAAUACCCGAAUCCAUGCGACUAUCCAAGCUCCACCGAUUCCGAGACCGAGUCGGAAACUGAGAUUACCCAAGAUUCGCUCUUCCGGCGCUACCGCCGUCGGAUGCGUCAAGUCGAGUCGAUGAGACGCUCACAUAAUCUGCAGUCGGCCCUCCACAAUCACGCUCCCAUUCCCGCAAUCUCUUUUGCAUUCUCAGACUCUUCAACCGAUCAGGAUUUGCAUCAGAUGCAGGCUAUCCUAGACCGACUGGCUCGUCGGGAGGAUAUUCCUGAUGACUGGUGGGCGGCAGCAGGACUGUCUCGCAUCAUUGGUCAGAGGGCGUCUGCAAACGAUGACUCAAAUUCAACCGAUGGUCCCCUUCGACGGAGGUAAAAUCUGCCUUUUUUUUUUCUUAUCCUUCUUCUUUUGUGUUAACUAUUGAAAUUCUUUAACUUUAUUUUCAUCUUGGGGGAAGAUGUUUGAGUUGUGCACGUUUAGCGG
Molecule: messenger RNA, 1605 nt
Organism: Aspergillus ochraceoroseus IBT 24754
Lineage: Eukaryota; Fungi; Ascomycota; Eurotiomycetes; Eurotiales; Aspergillaceae
Exons: 1
Coding region: 226-1497 (423 amino acids)
Source: RefSeq, a predicted model, not a curated record